This is a messenger RNA of Chiloscyllium plagiosum (whitespotted bambooshark), 859 nucleotides long. NCBI's taxonomy places the organism in Eukaryota, Metazoa, Chordata, Chondrichthyes, Orectolobiformes, Hemiscylliidae. The record is from RefSeq and is a predicted model, not a curated record.
AUGGAGGCAGAGUUUUGCCAGCCUGUAGCAAAGACUGGCAUUCACGCUCAUUGUGUCGCUUUGUUCCUUCCAGAACUUUCUGAGCUCCCUCUCGUUCGCCUUGACUUCUCCUGCAAUAAAAUCACACGGAUCCCUGUUUGUUACCGACACCUGCGGCAUCUCCAGUACAUCCUCAUGGACAACAAUCCCUUACAGUCUCCCCCUGCACAGAUCUGCACCAAAGGGAAGAUCCACAUCUUCAAAUACUUGAACAUUGAAGCCUGUAAAAUUGUGCCUGAUCUGACCGAUUUGGAACGGUCCAUCCAGCCUCAGGGAUCUAGCUCCUGCCUCUCAGAUGAAUUCUGUCCAAACCGACAGCACAGUGGCCUGGACUCCGGUUUCAACAGUGUAGACAGUGGCACCAAGCGCUGGUCAGGAAACGAGUCCACAGACGAGUUCACGGAGUUGUCUCUCCGGAUGGUGGAAAUAUCCCGGGAACAGAAACAACUGCGGGAGAGUCACUCGUCGGGGAUACCAGACACCAAUGGUGAUCAGGAGCUGGAGCAGGUUGAUUUUAUAGACAGCAGCGUGGAGGAAGACAGCAAAGCAGAGAUGGUUAGCACUCCCUUCACCAGCAACAGCCCGAGCAGCUCACGGCAGGAUAACAGACUGAACAGCAGCAGCACCGACAAGAGCAAACUGAUCGACAGAGUUCCUCAAAAUGGGCUGAGCCGGGAGCUACCGCCAAGUAAACAGGAUCAGCAUCGGGAAGGGGAGGAGAGGAGGCGCCCGGAGACCUUGCAGAUCUGGCAGGAACGGGAGAAGCAGCUGCAGACUCAGGCACUGGAGCGGAGGGAGAGGUGAGUCUGGCCCAGUCCAC